UUUUUUUUAUCCUUCAUUAUAAGCAAAAACUUUUUUUAUUAUUACUACUUGUGUUAGAAACAAGUUGGGGGGUCAUUAAAGAAUAAAAUGGAUGAAGCACGCGAUGUAACAAUGUCUGAUGUUCCUAAUGGAGAAGAGGCACCUUUUGGUUUAUCUUCAAAUGAAUGGAAAUUCUAUCAGUAUGUUCGUAACUCUCCAAAGGGCGUUAAAUUUACAGAUCGUCCUGAUGGCAUGGAUGUUCAAGAAGCUUACUUAGCAAUGAAUGCUUUAUUAAAAAAAAAUACUUUGGAAGUUAUUGUCCUUAAUGGGGAAAAUAUGUUAAAGGCCAUCGAUCUAAGAGAUGCAGAAAAAGCGAGUAAAUUAAAUGACGAUGCACGUUUAGUUUAUAAUGCCAUUCGAGCUGCUGGAAAUACUGGUAUUUGGACAAAAGAUUUGAAAAAGAAAACAAAUCUUCAUACUAUCGUCUUGAACCGUACACUCAAGUCUCUGGAACAAAAGCAUGAAAUUAAAGCUGUUAAACAUGUCAAAUAUCCUACUCGUAAGAUUUACAUGUUAUUUAACGUGACUCCAUCAAGCGAAGUUACAGGUGGUGCUUGGUACACAGAUCAAGAAUUAGAUGUUGAUUUUAUUGAAAGUUUGAAAACUGCUUGUUUAAAAUAUAUCAUGUCAAGAAGCUUUCCUCGUAUUGAAGGUGUACCUGACGCUGUGUUUGGUGCUGAUCACGAACAUUAUCCUACAGCUGCAGAAGUUAGACGGUUUAUUACAGAAUCUCGUAUUUCAUCCAUUGAUUUAUCUGUUAAAGAUAUCACGAGUCUCUUGGAUGUUUUGGUUUAUGAUGGCGUAGUUGAAAAAAAGCUGCCUUUUAUGGUAGGCAUGGAUGAUUUCAGUGAUGAUGAAGAUGAGGGUGAUGAUGCUUCUAUUCAAUGGUCAUAUAAAGCAGUUAGAAAAGCAGCUACUCGUUUGCCCAUUGAAGCAUUAACAGAAACUCCCUGUGGUAAAUGCCCUGUAUUUAGCUUUUGUGUUGAAGAUGGUCCAAUCAGUCCAAUUACUUGUGAAUAUUUUAAUACUUGGCUAGACUGGUAGUGCUUUUUUUUUUCUUUCUUUCUUUCUUCAAAAGCUUUAUAUAUAAAUAUUUGUAAAUAGUAUAUACAAUUUUUUUAUUAUUAU
Cokeromyces recurvatus is the source of this 1167-nucleotide messenger RNA. RefSeq names its product RNA polymerase Rpc34. NCBI's taxonomy places the organism in Eukaryota, Fungi, Mucoromycota, Mucoromycetes, Mucorales, Mucoraceae. The record is from RefSeq and is a predicted model, not a curated record. Gene Ontology annotation, biological process: transcription by RNA polymerase III. The coding region runs from base 88 to 1083 and encodes 331 amino acids. Gene Ontology annotation, cellular component: RNA polymerase III complex. The transcript has 5 exons.